AUGACUGUCAUUCAAAAUGUGGAACUAUUGCUCCAGGUCUCGGAGAUGCUUCGUGAAAUUGCGAAACAUCUCCGGAGCCAUGGCGCUACCCGAGAGUCUAAGCAUUUCUACAGCAGCGUCAUGGCUCAUUGCUUGAUGAUUCACGACCACAUCAGCCGCAUCGAGGCCUUCAUUGCCGAUGAUAAUGAUUUGAUCACAAACAUGUUGCUUCGACUCGAGGCAACCGUCACCUCUGAUAUCUUGAAAACCCGAUCGGUGCUCUCCACCACGGCUUAUCCUCGGCUCGCAACGCUACACGACGCAUGGAACCAUGCUCGCCGUGAGGGCAGUACAAUGGAACUGCAGCUCAUAGUGCUCUCAAUUGACCUUGCUGAAGACUCGGAGCAACCGGAUAAGCUGAUUGAAUUUUUCGAAGAUUGGGAAGAUGACCUCAAGGUUCAAUAUCCCGACGACCCGGCACUGUGGGCUCGAGAUGAUAUGGCCAGCCUGAAGAAGAAUAGAAGACAGCCGUCAUACUUGGUUCUGAAUGCUCCUCAGUCAUUGUUCCUUGCCCUGGUGGAGUCGAAGGACUGUACAUGUCAGCCUGUACAUGACUUCGGUGUUCGACUCUGCCUGGGAACAUUUCAAACUCUCCCGGAGACCGAGAAGGAGCGCGAGCACGACUGCGCGUUCGAGAUGUUUCUAUCGAUGCAACAGGAAUGGCACGAGACAGACGUGUGCUUUGCUAAGAGUGCUGGAAUAAACUUCGCGCAGACCAACAAAACCGCGCAGAGGCCAAAGGUCCACGCCAUGAAGAUCAAGAGUCUAUGUGAACCGAUUAAGAAGAGGAAGCCCUAUGAUCGUCUUAAGCUGAGAGUUGGGGAUGAUGGACGACUGUGGAAGCUGCGAUCCGAGAAGUCCUGCUUUGCAGUGGAUGAGACCAAAGAGCCGGUCUCACUGCAGCACUUUAUCCAGGGCCAGUACAGGUCGCUGACCGAUAAGACCAAACGUAUUCUGGCCGUGAUUCUCGGAUAUGCUGUUCUAUACCUCCAUGAAACUCCCUGGCUCCCACCCUCAUGGGGCCCUUCAAGUAUCUUAUUCUUCCACACGACUUCAUCGGCGAUUCCUCUCAAACCCUUUAUCCAAACUCAAUUGGCAAAAGAUCACGCGGUCGCUUCUCCGAACAUUUCCAUUAUAGAUUCAGAUGACUUUGAUCCCGACGACUUAGACCCAGAUGACAUUAUGAUACAUCAGUGUCCGCAUCUGGUGACUUUGGGGAUUGUGUUGAUGGAGCUGUAUCUCGCCACUCCCUUCGAAGAACUAGCUGAAAAAUACGGUGUGCCUCUGAAUGAUCGGACGAGGUCCAUCGAUGCAGAGCUAGUGUUUGAACAAUGCAAAAUUGAAAUCCCGGAGAAUUCCCAGUUUCAUUACGCCGUGAAGAAAUGCUUAGAUCCAAAGGUGUGGGAGGACAACAAUGGAGCCCGAUUGAGCGACAAUGCAUUGAAAACCGCAAUAUACCAGGAGGUUGUUAGUCCCUUAGAAGAUGAGCUGAGCCAAGCGUUUAGCUACAUUUCUCUUGAACAACUUGAUCGCAUUGCACAAACUCUGGAUCUGGCCAGUUGGGGUCAGGCUAUCCAGACUUACCAGGCUUCUCCUCGUUCUCCUGGAACUCCCGUCGACAUGGCGUUGAGACCAGCACCGGGGCUCUCAUCGAUCCAAGACUUGAAAAAUCAAUAUCAACAGCAGCAAAGAUAUCUAGCGCAUCUUCAGGGAUCGGUCACGUUGCCAGCGAUGCCUAUCUUUCAGCCUGUUUCUUCUGCGAUGCACGUGCCCCAACCAGGAAUAACGACUCAGUUUCCUUACUCAAGCAUGAAAUUCUUUGAUGAUGAAACAACUGCCGAAGAGCAUUCAGCGGAAGCAUGUAUCAAUUAUCGCAAGUGGCGUCAAAGAUAUAAAGAUGUCUACGAAAAGCACAUCUUUCAGCCACCCAAUAUCCCAGUGAAGAUCGCUGUUUUCGAUACCGGGGUGGAUCAGACACACCCAGACGUAGAUGCAUGCAUUGAGCAGAUCAAGGGUCAAUUCAAUUGGACGAAUGAGAAAUUUCCCCGGCUGGUCGACGACUACAACGGUCACGGAACAUUUAUCACGAGCUUGGUCAUGGAAUAUUGUCCCGACGCAGAGAUCUACAUCGCUAAGAUUUCCGACGGCAAACCAUCCAGUCCCAGCAUCAUCGCCAAGGCUCUGAACUAUGCAGUCAACGAAUGGCAGGUUGACAUCAUCUCCAUGUCGUUUGGGUUUCGCACAAGGGAUGUUGAAGGCUACGAUGAGCUGGAACGUGCCAUUCACAACGCAUACUCCAGCCAUGUUCUUCUCUUUGCUGCCGCUUCGAACAGCGGUGCGAACCUGGACAGGGCUUACCCGGCUCGCGAUGAGAAUGUGAUCUGUAUCAAUUCAACCGAUGCAAAUGGGAACCGCUCACCCUUUAGCCCUACUGCUCUCGCGGACACACUGAACCUGGCCACGGUCGGCGAGGCCGUGGAGUCCGCUUGGCCAGUGCGUCUCUGCGAAUCGCCGUCUGGUCUCAAGCAUAAAUCGGGGACAUCAUAUGCCACCCCCAUCGCGGUUUCCAUUGCGGGCUUCCUGCUGCAGUACACCCGGCUACAUUUCCCCGAGUAUGCGUACAUGUUGCAACGACGGUCGAAAAUGCAAGCCGUGCUGCGGAAGAUCGCGGAGAAGAGCCUGGACUCGCGAGCCCGCGAUGACUACCAUUUUGUGGCACUGAGUCUUUAUUCCGAUAAUCUAUUUGGAAAGGACCCGGAGUUCAUCAACCAUACACUGCGCGAUAUACUCCGCCGGUAG
This is a messenger RNA of Aspergillus aculeatus ATCC 16872, 2838 nucleotides long. Its product is annotated as S8 family peptidase. Bases 1 to 2838 code for a protein of 945 amino acids. The transcript has 3 exons. Gene Ontology annotation, molecular function: serine-type endopeptidase activity. Gene Ontology annotation, biological process: proteolysis. Lineage: Eukaryota; Fungi; Ascomycota; Eurotiomycetes; Eurotiales; Aspergillaceae. The record is from RefSeq and is a predicted model, not a curated record.